Messenger RNA from Prosopis cineraria, 668 nucleotides. Its product is annotated as 40S ribosomal protein S24-1. The transcript has 5 exons. The record is from RefSeq and is a predicted model, not a curated record. Gene Ontology annotation, molecular function: structural constituent of ribosome. Lineage: Eukaryota; Viridiplantae; Streptophyta; Magnoliopsida; Fabales; Fabaceae. Bases 89 to 493 code for a protein of 134 amino acids. Gene Ontology annotation, cellular component: ribosome. Gene Ontology annotation, biological process: translation.
UUUCUGCUCGGUUAUUUUGCAGGCGUCUUGCUAGCGACUGUACUCCGAGCGACCCUGCUCCCCUGCGAUUCAAAGCUCCCUGAGCAAUAUGGCAGACAAGGCGGUUACUGUAAGAACCAGAAAGUUCAUGACCAACCGUCUGUUGUCAAGAAAACAAUUUAUCAUUGAUGUCCUUCAUCCUGGGAGGCCAAACGUGUCCAAGGCGGAGCUCAAGGAGAAGCUAGCAAGGAUGUAUGAUGUUAGAGACCCAAAUGCGAUUUUUGUCUUCAAGUUUAGAACUCACUUUGGAGGCGGGAAAUCAACUGGAUUUGGUUUAAUUUAUGAUUCUGUUGAAAAUGCAAAGAAGUAUGAGCCCAAGUACAGGCUUAUCAGGAAUGGACUCUCUACCAAGGUUGAGAAGUCAAGGAAGCAGGUUAAAGAGCGGAAGAAUCGUGCCAAGAAAAUCCGUGGAGUAAAGAAGACUAAGGCAUCUGAUGCUGCGAAGAAGAAAUGAGGUUUUAGAAUGCUUCUAUUGAUUUUGAUGUUAAGUCCCCUUUAGAAUCAAUGUUCCUCAAUAGCUAUAAUUUUGAAUAUUUUGGUAUUAUUGUUCUUUGCUUGCUAUUUUAGAUUGAGCACCGGAAGUGAACCUUUUUUGAGAAAUUAAUGCAAAACUUGCUCCCAAAUUUCAA